AAUUUAUUAUUUUUUUUCUUUUUCUUGUCUUCCUCUUGGUCGCCGUUUUCUCUUCCUCUUCCCCAACCGACGGCGCCGCUUCGCUCCUCUCCUCCCACGCAUACAAGUCCAUCGGCCAAGGGAAGUUUGCGUCGUCUCCUUCUUUUACUCCAUCUCCAGAUUCCGCCGACUGAUCUCUGCCCCGACACCACUGCCGCUCUCCCUUCUUCCCUCUGCGCCGCUGCCGACCACCCCGGAUCCACGACGGGUCGUCGCAGCCUGAAGCCGACCACCGUUCAGUGCCGAGCCUUCCUCUCCCGAAGCUCUCGGUUUCUCCUCGCCUUACACUGCCGACCCGUGCCCUAGUUCGUCAGUGCUGGAAGCCGAGGACCCUUGCAUGAGGUCGGCGAUUUUCCUCUCGUGCUCGCAAAGCUGCAGGGUUCUCUCUCCCAUCUCUAGAUCAGCAGAAGCAUCGACGUCGUCGGCCGUGUGAGAGAUUGCUGACGCCCUUCCCUUUGCCUAGCAGCCGAGGCCCUCUUCCCAAUCCAAGCCGCCAUCUUUGAUCUGUCGACGACAGUAGGUCGUGGUUUCUGUCGGCAGCCAGAUCGGAGACAUCGCCCGGCUGCCGAUCCUUAGAGUGGAAGGGACUGUCGGCACAGAAUUGGUUCCGACGAUCCAGCUUCGGCGGUGAACCCCUCAGGCCGUAUCCGACCAGCAGUCACUUGGCUGUGAGUUUGAGGACUUGAUUCGGGACGAGCACUUCGACAUAGCGAUUCUUUAGCUCGAUCUACAUUUGAGGCGGGCAUGUUACGUGAUUCUCACUGCAUCAUAAGCGACUCCAAUCUUGUCAGAAGUGGUCAAAAUGAAGCAGUUGGUGGUGAUUGCAGCAGUUUGAUGUUUUCUAAGUAUAAGAAAAGAAGAAUGUUAUACAACGGGGAUGUAGGCUCCUUGCUACCUACUUUGUACUCCUCAGACUAUUUUACCAAGCCCUCAAUUGACGAGUUGGCAGCACUAGAGAUGAUUGACUCAGGCUACUGCAGCCGAGUUCCUGAUUUCACUAUUGGAAGAGUGGGUUAUGGUCAAAUUAAAUUCAUAGGAAGCACUGAUGUCAGAUGGUUACAUUUGGACCAGAUUGUAAAAUUUGACAGGAAUUCAGUGGUGGUAUAUACUGAUGAGGCUGACAAACCCCCAGUAGGUCAAGGCCUUAACAAAGCUGCUGAAGUAACUUUGACCCUGAAACUGAGAUCAUUAGAUGCUCAUUCUUUGGAAGUAGAUAGAUUCGGUGGUAUACUAAGGAAACGAGCUGAUAGACAAGGAGCCUUCUUUGUCUCAUUUGAUUUGUCAAGUGGCAAUUGGACAUUCCUAGUGCAUCAUUUCAGUAGAUUUGGAUUGGAUGAUGAAGAAGAAGAGGAUAUUGUCAUGAUUGACAACGAUAUUGAUUCAACUGCAGAGGUAAAAGAAUUUCCUGCACAUUCUGCUGGGACUGUGUUAUCUCAUUCACUUCCGGCUCAUCUGGGUCUUGAUCCUGUAAGAAUGCAAGAAUUGAGGGCAUUGAUGUUUUCUGCUGAGGAGGAGUAUGAAGAUCUUAAUGGAUCAUUUCAAAAAAUUAAUAGUUACAACAAGGAACAGUUAAAGGAGGAUUCCCCAGUUAUCAAUGGCAAAAUAUUGGCUAAUAAAACAACAUUACAUGGUUCUUCCAGGAAGGGAAGGAUUCAAAUUAGUUCUUCACCCAUUCGAAGACCCUCUCAAGCCCUACUGGAGUACAAUCUAAAUAACACUGACUUGAGCCCAUCAAGGGACAUUUUUCUGAGUGGUCAAAGGAAGGGGUUGCCACUAACUAGGCUGACAAAGGUAGAGGGGUUUAGACUGGAGGAGAAGCACCAAACUCCCUUAUCUGGAGGAUACUCUAAGAAUAUAGUAGAUGCUGCUUUGUUCAUGGGUAGAUCAUUUCGAGUUGGAUGGGGACCGAAUGGCAUACUUGUUCAUAGUGGUACUCCAGUAGGCAGUCCAAGCUGUGGAUUAUCUUCUCAAGUAAAUAUACAAAAGGUUGCCAUGGACAAAACUGUGAGAGAUAAGAACAAUAAAAUCAAUGAGGAGCUUGUUGAUUUGCAUUUUUCUUCUUUGAUGAAUCUCCACAAGUCAGUAGAACAUGAAACUUCCCAAUUGGUGCAUGAUUCUUUCAAAUUAAAGCUUCUGCGAGUAGAAUGCAGUCGUUUGACUCUUCCUGAAAUUUGCCAGGCUUAUAUUGAGACUAUUGAGAAGGCACAUGAUAUUUCUGAGUUAUCUACAUCUAACCGUGUGUUCUUGAUGCACCAAGUAUCUAUUUGGGCAUUGAUAAGAAUUCUAUUUUCAGAGAGGGAAACAAAUGAACAGUCAAAUGAUGAUGAUAGGGAAGGAAUGAUGCUCGAUACGAAGGAUGACUCUCUUGACAUGGACGUUGAGGCAAAACCUUUCGCUCGGAGAGCAGAAUUUUCUUUUUGGCUGCAAGAGAGUGUUUGCCAUCGAGUUCAGGAUGAGAUAACCUACUUAAAUGAUUCUAGUGAUUUGGAGCAGAUACUUGUACUUUUAACUGGACGGCAGUUGGAUGCAGCAGUUGAGCUUGCUGCUGCAAGAGGAGAUGUCCGACUAGCUAUUUUACUAAGUCAGGCUGGUGGGUCAGUGGUCAGUCGUUCUGACAUGGCACAACAGUUGGAUAUCUGGAGAAUGAAUGGCAUGGAUUUUAAGUUUAUUGAGAAUGAUAGGUUAAAGUUGUAUGAGUUACUUGCAGGUAAUAUACAAGACGCAUUCCAGGUUUCAUCCAUUGACUGGAAAAGGUUUCUAGGGUUGAUAAUGUGGUAUCAACUUCCUCCUGAUACCCCAUUGUCUGUGGUAUUUCAUACUUAUCAGCAGCUUCUCUGUGAAAAAAGAGCUCCUCAUCCUGUCCCAGUUUACAUUGAUGAAGGACCUCUUGAAGAAGAAGUGGACUGGAACAUUGGUGAUAAUCAUGACCUUGCAUAUUAUGUUAUGCUUCUUCAUGCUAAUGAAGACAAUAACUUCAACCAACUGAAAACCAUGUUUAGUGCAUUCUCUUCCACAUAUGAUCCACUUGACUACCACAUGAUCUGGCACCAGCGUGCCAUAUUGGAAGCUAUUGGUACAUUUAGUUCAAAAGAUCUUAGUAUACUUGACAUGAGUUUUGUUGACCAGUUGCUAUGUCUUGGGUUGUGCCAUUGGGCAAUUUAUGUCGUUCUGCACAUGCCUUACUGCGAUAAUGCACCAUAUAUCCAGGCUAAGCUUAUUAAACAGAUUCUGUGUCAAAAUUGUGAAAUUUGGAGCUCUCAAGAGAUUCAAUAUCAGUUUAUUGAAGAACUUGGUGUACCAUCAGAAUGGAUGCAUGAGGCUCUGGCAAUAUACUUCGAGUAUCAGGGAGAUUUGUCAGAGGCCCUGGAACAUUUUCUUAGAUGCUCUAAUUGGAAAAAAGCUCACUCAAUCUUCAUUACAUCAGUGGCUCAUCGCUUAUUCCUAUCAUCUCAAGAUGAAGAGAUUUGGAGAAUCACAAGUUUCAUGGAAGAACACAAGUCUGAAAUUGCUGACUGGGACCUGGGUGCUGGAAUUUAUUUUGAUUUCUACAUUCUAAGGAGUUCAUUGAAAGAGGGGGACAUCAUGAGUGAAACGGACCCUCUUGGAAAGAAAAAUGAUGAAUGCAGAAGCUUUUUUACUCGUUUAAGUGAAUCUCUAUUGAUUUGGGGAAGCAGAUUGCCUGCUGAUGCAAGGUUAACCUACGCAAAGAUGUCAGAAGAACUAUGUAAUCUACUGAUGUCCAUUCCUGGUUUGAGCUCCACAGCGAUGGUUCGGAUGAGCUGCUUUGACACAAUGCUCAUUGCUCCCACUCCGGAAGAUAUGCGAUCCAGUCAUCUGCAGAGCGCGGUUUCAGACUUCACUUAUUUUCUAUCAGAGAUCUCAACAUGAAUUCUGUAUCAGUGUCAUCUUUUGCCUUUAAACGUUGUUGUUAGAAGAUCCAAUUGUAACCGUGAUGUGAGAUGUCUGCUCGUGUAAAUUCCCGAGUCUUUCUAAUAUGAAUGGUGAAUCGGUGAAACAUAUUUGAGAUCUAAUGGGUUGAAUCAGUUGGUUCUGCUGGAUUUCAAAAAUAUUGUUUUGAUAGACAAUGUUGAUAAAAAAAAAAUACAGCACUUUCAUUGUUACUAAAUAUUUGUCCUUUAUUGUUAAUUUUAUUAAAAAAUGAAAUGGCGAGAUAGACAUUCACACUCA
Messenger RNA from Zingiber officinale, 4227 nucleotides. Its product is annotated as nuclear pore complex protein NUP96-like. NCBI's taxonomy places the organism in Eukaryota, Viridiplantae, Streptophyta, Magnoliopsida, Zingiberales, Zingiberaceae. The transcript has 8 exons. The coding region runs from base 784 to 3927 and encodes 1047 amino acids. The record is from RefSeq and is a predicted model, not a curated record. Gene Ontology annotation, cellular component: nuclear pore cytoplasmic filaments; nuclear pore. Gene Ontology annotation, biological process: post-transcriptional tethering of RNA polymerase II gene DNA at nuclear periphery; protein import into nucleus; RNA export from nucleus. Gene Ontology annotation, molecular function: structural constituent of nuclear pore.